This is a messenger RNA of Haliotis rubra (blacklip abalone), 1470 nucleotides long. RefSeq names its product arylsulfatase B-like. The record is from RefSeq and is a predicted model, not a curated record. The transcript has a single exon. The coding region runs from base 1 to 1470 and encodes 489 amino acids. Lineage: Eukaryota; Metazoa; Mollusca; Gastropoda; Lepetellida; Haliotidae.
AUGGCAGAGGGCUUCUUCUUCUUGCUCCUUCACUGUGCAUUCAUUGUCACCAUCAACGGUAGCCCCAAAGGAGCAGCUCCUCCAAAUUACAUUUUCAUAGUGGCUGAUGACUUGGGAUGGAAUGAUGUUGGGUUCAGGAACCCAGAGAUGAGAACUCCGAACCUGGAUCGUCUUGCCCAUGAAGGUGUCAUCCUGAACUCCUCCUACGUCCAGCCUGUCUGUUCUCCCUCCAGGAAUUGUUUCAUGUCCGGUUACUUUCCCUACAGGACUGGACUCCAAGAUGGCGUGAUUAAUGUUGAACAGCCGAAGUUCUUGCCACUUAACUUCACUACACUUCCAGAAGAGCUAAACCAACUUGGAUAUGUGAGUCAUAUGGUUGGCAAGUGGCACUUGGGAUAUUGUAACUGGAACUAUACACCAACUUACAGAGGUUUUGGGUCAUUCCUCGGGUACUAUUCAGGAGAAGAAGAUUAUUACACCCACUAUCGUGCAGACUCGUUUCAGUACAAUGGACUGGAUUUCAGAAUGGAUAAGGCACCCCUAAAGACAUAUAGAGGGCAAUAUUCAGCUCAUGUUUUCGCUGAAAGAGCAAUCGACAUCAUCCGUUCACAUAAACAAAAUCAGUCUCUAUUCCUCUAUCUACCAUUCCAGUCUGUGCACCAGCCUCUGCAGGUGCCAGGGGAGUAUGAGGCGAGAUGUGGCCACAUACAAGAUCUUCACAGGAGAAUAUAUUGUGGAAUGGUAAAUGCUUUAGAUGAAGCGGUUGGCAACAUCACUGAUGCUUUGGUUGAGACUGGCUUGAUGGAGAACCUGCUCAUGGUGUUUACUACAGAUAAUGGUGGUCCUACCUACAUUGCAGCGAAUAAUCUCCCACUUCGCGGAGCCAAGACCACACUGUGGGAAGGUGGUACAAAGGGUACGGCGUUCAUUUACAGCAAGAACCUCCUAAAGAAGAAAGGCUAUUUGAACACCGAGAUGAUGCACGCGGUGGACUGGUACCCUACUUUGAUUCAGAUUGCUGGAGGAGAUCUGAGUAAGAUUAUUGACAGAGAUGGAGUUGGCCAGGAAGACAUGCUAUUGAAUGGAGGUCCUAGCAAAAGAGACGGUUUUGUGUAUAACUUUUACAGUGGUCAAAAGGAUCGGAAUGCUUCCGCGAUUCGGUAUGGUCACCUAAAGUUGAUUGAAGGAUCCCCUGGAAAAUACAACGACUGGACACCUCUGCCGAAGACAGGACAAGAACCAAGCGUAAUGGAACAGGAUGAGGAUUUCCCUCCAUAUAUGCUCUUCAAUAUCUCCUCUGAUCCUACAGAGCACUUUGAUCUGUCGGCCAAAUACCCUGAACUUGUGGCAGAGUUGAAGGUUAAAUUGGAAGAAUGGAAAAAACGAGGAGUACCAGCUCAGGAUCCACCAAAAGAUCCUAAGUCAAACCCAGCCAACUUUGGUGGAGUAUGGAGUCCUGGUUGGUGUUAG